AGCGGCAGAUUGGCUACUGUCCAAAGAAUAACCCGAUGGUAACGAGACUCACAAGCCACGAGAUGCUGCAGCUGAUUGCUCGGCUGCGUGGUCUGCCCAGCACCGCGAUCGAAGAAGAAGUGUCCUUCAUCGAGGGAAAAGUGGGACUCCGGAACGUACGCGACGAAAGGGUCGACAAACUCAGGCCAUGCGACAAGCGCAAGCUGUCCGUGGGGCUCGCUUUGGUGGGGAGCCCCAAGUUGGUCAUCCUCAACGAGUGCACGCGCGAAAUAGACCCGAUGUCGCGGGGACGCCUCUUCCGCUGCAUCGAGAAGAUGCACAGCUGCGCUCAAACGAGCAUGGUCUUCGCCUCACACUGCCUCCGCGAGUGUGACUCGUUCUGCGACCGGGUUGCUGUACUGGAGAGCGGCGAGUUCCAGGUGAUCGGCGAGACGAGCCUGCUGAAGGAGGGCUGCAAGCAGCGCUUCACCGUCACCGUGCGCCUUACGAAGGACAAGGUGCAGGAGGGAGACUACAUUAAGACCGUCAACCGCGUCAUGAAGGAGCAGUUCCCCUCUUCGCUCAUCUCUGACAUCCGGAUGGACAUGCUGCAGUACACCGUCAAGGACACGGCCAUCCCGUGGAGCGACGUGUUCGUGCGCAUGGAGAAGAUCAACGAUGAGCUGCAACUUAGGAGGACUACGUGGUCUAAGGCAUGCCCGACAAUACAGACGCUUAAGAUCAACAGCGUUCAGAACGGCAACAAUGUGACAGUGGCUCAGGCUCUUGAGGCUUUCCACAAAAUUAAGCUCCGGAUCCUGUCAGUCACGGCGACUGCGGCACCCGAUGGUCUUGUCUCACGGAGUGGUCUGACUCCAGGUUCAGGACGUCUCGAGAGCUGGAACGCCUCGACGGGCAACAACUCCAGCUGA
Dermacentor silvarum is the source of this 911-nucleotide messenger RNA. Its product is annotated as glucosylceramide transporter ABCA12. The record is from RefSeq and is a predicted model, not a curated record. Bases 36 to 911 code for a protein of 291 amino acids. The transcript has 5 exons. Gene Ontology annotation, biological process: lipid transport; transmembrane transport. NCBI's taxonomy places the organism in Eukaryota, Metazoa, Arthropoda, Arachnida, Ixodida, Ixodidae. Gene Ontology annotation, molecular function: lipid carrier activity; ABC-type transporter activity. Gene Ontology annotation, cellular component: membrane; intracellular membrane-bounded organelle.